AUGUUCUACAAGAGAUUGAAGAAUGCUUUGAUACAUUAAAUGUUAUUGAAAUAAAAAUUUUUCAUUUUUAAAUUGCAGCUUAAUUUAAUUUUUAUCAACAUUUUUGAUACUCAUCAUAGAUAAAAUUUAAACGAUAAAGAAAUAAUACCAUAACCAUCAAUUAGAUUUACAUUUGAGACAAAUGAUUAAUUAUUAAUUUUAGCUUAAAAAAGAAUAAUUGAAUUAUAUUAGUAAUUGUCUUAAAAUGAUGAGAUAUUUGAAAAUUAAUCAUUACGAAAUAAUAACAAUUCCAUAUUUGAAUAUUAAUUUAAAUUCCAUUUAUCAUUCAAUUAACAUCAAUAACCAUUAUGGUAAGAUAAGAUUAUGUAACAAUUAUCAGCUAUUAAAAAUGAAGAAUAGAAUUAAAUAUUUUAAAAAAAAUAUCAGAGAAAUCAUUAAUUAUAACUAAAAUAAAUAGUUAUAUACUUUAGAUUGAAAUUUAAUGGAAUAGAAAAUGGAGUUAAGUUUUGUUUUCCCUCUAAUUAUUAAUCUGAAAAUAAUGAAUAUUUGAUAUCAAAUGAUGAUAAAAUAAAAACUCAACUAAAAAAAAUUAAAUUUUCAAUAGAUCAAUACAUAAAAUAUUUGGAUAAAAAUGAUAGAUAAAAUAGGAAAUUAAAUUAAUGA
Paramecium sonneborni is the source of this 663-nucleotide messenger RNA. Lineage: Eukaryota; Ciliophora; Oligohymenophorea; Peniculida; Parameciidae. The record is from the annotation of a GenBank genome assembly.